CACAACGGGAAAGUUUAGUCGAGAGCUGAUGUCACAGAGAGGUAGGUUAUAAGGGAAAUGCAGCUCCAGCCUCCUCAGACACUGGUGUCGUCCCUUUAACAGCGCGUGUGUAAGCGUGUCACGGACUACAGGCAAAGCGGCAACUGGCGGCACAGAUGAAGCUGCUUCUCUCUCUCCUUUUGGCCCUGUGCUGGGCCUCCUGCCAAGGAAACCAAAUUAAAUGCAAAGACCCCAGUGAAGAGUAUCUGAAGAACAAACUCUUCCGCCAUGCACCCGAUGCUCAAAUACUGCUCUUCAAGCCUGAUAUCAGCCCAGACCAGGAGUUAAGGACAUGCCCCAAAAGUGUGAACCACAGCUCAACUCUCAUCCAAGAACGAAGCAUCUCACCAUGGUCGUACAGAAUCAACGAAAAUGUAAACCGCUACCCAAAACAGAUAUUGGAGGCCUACUGCCUAUGCAAAGGCUGCAUUUCAUCUCACAACAAGGGGCAAACCACAGUGGUCAGCGUGCCAUUCGAUAAAGAGGUGCCCGUCUUGCACAAGACCCCCAAGUGUAAGAAAGGGCGCUUUGUCUACAAGCUUCGGUUCAUACGGAUAGCCCAACUGUGCAUCUGUCGGUUUCACUGAGAUGGAUGGGGGGGCUGUUUGGGCCUCAGUGUAAUUGAAAUGCCAGGGUCUGUUUUGAAUCCCAGUCCAGAUCUGCUCCGGAGCUUCUCUUUUAGACAGCCUCUAAGGAAAUAGUUUGAUCUAAGCAGAAAAGCUACUGUGCUGAUUAAUAAAAUCUUAAGCAUUUCUGUACCUAAAACACUGUUUAUGCAUAUAACACCCCAAUAGGACGGACUCAAGAAAGGGUGGGACUUGCUGAGAAAUAGGUGGAGCUUGAGAAAGGCCAUGGCUGGGUAUAAUAGUUGUGGUUUUGGGUGUGGCCUAAAAAUUCCCAAUAUUGUUAUAAUGAUGGCCUGAAAUGAAAACGAGAGCAAUAACUCUCAUCACGCUGCACCAAUGCUGGCUGCUCACAAUGGAACUGGUUAAACCCAUAUCUUCAUACAAUUUGUAUAGCUAAAAGGCCAGUCUGUAGCGCUACAUACUUGUACAUAAAUAGUGUGGAGGUUUCUUUUUUUAAUGUAAAAUAAAUUGUCCCUGAGUGUUCCACUUCAGCAUACACAGGGGAACUGUACCUCCCAUAAAGAUGUUUAUUAUAUGUAAAAUCAUUUGUAGGCACUAUUGAGAACUUUUACAUUUUUGGUCAAGUUGAUAUAUUUUUGUAUGCUUUGUAAUAUAUAUAUAUAUAUAUCUUUGCUUAAAUUUAUAAAUGACUCAUUGUGAAUUUGA
Molecule: messenger RNA, 1331 nt
Organism: Xenopus tropicalis (tropical clawed frog)
Lineage: Eukaryota; Metazoa; Chordata; Amphibia; Anura; Pipidae
Product: interleukin-17D
Exons: 3
Coding region: 156-626 (156 amino acids)
Biological process (GO): inflammatory response; signal transduction
Cellular component (GO): extracellular region
Molecular function (GO): cytokine activity
Source: RefSeq, a predicted model, not a curated record